GUUUCCCAGAAUUCCCAGCGGUCGCGGGGAAAGUUUACGGGACGUAGGCGGCGGCGGCGGCGGCGGCGGCGGCGGCGGCCCGAUAGCGGUUACCAGGCGGCCCGCGGCGGAUCAUGGCCCCGGCCGGGCGUACCAGGCGUCUCCUCACGGCGUCCCCGGGCAGCUUCGCGGAGCGGGCAGACUUCCGGGAAGGAACUGACAUGCGACUGAGCGGCGGCCGGCGCGCUUAGCGCCCUGAACAUGCGGCAGUCCCUGUGGGCGACCCCGGGCUCCGGACAGGCGGCGGCGGCUCGGGAGGGAAGGAGGCGGCGGCGCCGGCGGAGGUGGCGGCGGCGACAGUCGGCGCCCGGCGCGGAGCCCUAGGGAGGGUGCUUAGCGCGGCCUCGGGCCUCGUCAAGAAGGAUGCUGUCCCGAAAGAAAACCAAAAACGAAGUGUCCAAGCCGGCCGAGGUGCAGGGGAAGUACGUGAAGAAGGAGACGUCGCCUCUGCUGCGGAAUCUUAUGCCUUCAUUCAUCCGGCAUGGUCCAACAAUUCCAAGACGAACUGAUAUCUGUCUUCCAGAUUCAAGCUCUAAUGCCUUUUCAGCUUCUGGAGAUGGAGUAGUUUCAAGAAACCAGAGUUUUCUUAGAACUCCAAUUCAAAGAACACCUCAUGAAAUAAUGAGAAGAGAAAGCAACAGAUUAUCUGCACCUUCUUAUCUUGCCAGAAGUCUAGCAGAUGUUCCUCGAGAGUAUGGCUCUUCUCAGUCAUUUUUAACAGAAGUUAAUUUUGCUAUUGAAAAUGGAGAGUCUGGUUCCCGAUAUUAUUAUUCAGACAAUUUUUUUGAUGGUCAGAGAAGGCGGCCACUUGGAGAUCGUGCACAUGAAGACUACAGAUAUUAUGAAUACAACCAUGAUCUCUUCCAAAGAAUGCCACAGAAUCAGGGGAGGCACGCUUCAGGUAUUGGGAGAGUUGCUGCUACAUCUUUAGGAAAUUUAACUAACCAUGGUUCUGAAGAUUUACCUCUUCCUCCUGGCUGGUCUGUGGACUGGACAAUGAGAGGGAGAAAAUAUUAUAUAGAUCAUAACACAAAUACAACUCAUUGGAGCCAUCCCCUUGAACGAGAAGGACUUCCUCCCGGAUGGGAGAGAGUUGAAUCAUCAGAAUUUGGAACUUAUUAUGUAGAUCACACAAAUAAGAAGGCUCAGUACAGGCAUCCCUGUGCUCCUAGCGUACCUCGGUAUGAUCAACCACCUCCUGUCACAUACCAGCCACAGCAAACUGAAAGAAAUCAGUCCCUUCUAGUACCUGCAAAUCCAUAUCAUACUGCAGAAAUUCCUGACUGGCUUCAGGUUUAUGCUCGAGCCCCUGUGAAAUAUGACCACAUUCUGAAGUGGGAACUCUUCCAGCUGGCUGACCUGGAUACAUACCAGGGAAUGCUAAAGUUGCUCUUCAUGAAAGAACUGGAACAGAUUGUUAAAAUGUAUGAAGCAUACAGACAGGCUCUUCUCUCAGAGUUGGAAAACCGUAAGCAGAGACAGCAGUGGUAUGCCCAACAACAUGGCAAGAAUUUUUAAGUUAAUUUUUUAAAAAUUUAAGUUUUGUAAAAGUUUUAAAAUAUUUUCACAGAUAAAACACUGCAAACAAGUACUUUGGUUAAUAAAGGCAGCUUACUUUUUAGAAAUUAUAAAAUUCUAAUUUUACAUGUAUUUUGUUAUUGUAAAUUUUCUUUUAUUGAACAAAAAAAUGAAUUUAUCAUUUUAAGAGCGAACAUGGCAAAAACUUUCAAUUGCUGUGUAUUAGGAAACUGCUUUGAAUAUUCCUGAUGGAGAAAAUGCAGCAAGAAAUGUCAUUAAGACGAGAUAUUAAACAGGAAAUGAUCACUUGUUAACUCACAGCAGCAGAACCUUUUUUUAAAAAAAAAAAAAAAGAACCUAUGCAGUAUUUUUUAAAAAGGUGUUUACUGUUUUAGUGUGGACCAUUGUCUGAAAUGGGAUAGUUUAAGUAUUACCAUAAUGUAGUUCAAAAUAGGAGAUGGAAACUUUAUUGUGAUAAAUUUCUAUAUAUAAUGUAUGUUGUUGUCCCCCCCAUGUAAGGAACCCUUUUAAAAGCAUGUUGAGACAGUAUUUUUUGGUAUAGAAAGAUGAAGAGCCUUUAAAUCUUUCAGGAAUACAUAUAAGCAUAAGACCUUAGCCUAUGUGGGGAAGGUGUGUGCAGCACUUGAAGUUGCUAAUAUUAUUACUUGCUCAUUUUCAGCCAGAGCUCUUACUGCACUUAAGAGCAGUAUUGAUGACACAGGAGGGUUCCUGACAGCAUAGCACAUUGUGUACUGACAGACUGGGUUAAGCUGCCAAAAAUGACAAUCAGGGAUUCAAUAAAAAAUUUUGGUUAUUAAAUUGAUUUUAUAUUACUUUAUCUUCUAAGCAUUUGACAAAGUUUAAAACCAUUUAUUUCUCUCCCAAUUUUUUUCCUUUUUGGUUUAAUAGUACUUAAGGCAUUUUUCAUAAUUAGCACAGUACAUUUGAUUGUAGACAAAUUUAUGAUACUUCUAGGCUAUAAAUCUCUAGAAUUCUGUGAAUUUCAACAUUAGUUGAAUUAGUUCUUCAGUUCUAUUUACAUGUGUUGUAAAUAUGUAAAUUCAUUUUUAGUUUAGGUAGUCUUCUAAAAUACAAAGCACUCAGAUAUCAGUGAGUUUGAAUUACUGAUAAGUUUGAAUUAUUGAUGAAAUGUUGAAAAUGUUAAGUGUUUCAUUUUAUAUAACAAGCUUAUUAAAUAUAUUUUUGUGGAAACUAAA
Messenger RNA from Microcebus murinus (gray mouse lemur), 2774 nucleotides. RefSeq names its product salvador family WW domain containing protein 1 (gene SAV1). Gene Ontology annotation, biological process: apoptotic process; negative regulation of cell population proliferation; positive regulation of apoptotic process. Gene Ontology annotation, cellular component: cytosol. NCBI's taxonomy places the organism in Eukaryota, Metazoa, Chordata, Mammalia, Primates, Cheirogaleidae. The record is from RefSeq and is a predicted model, not a curated record. Gene Ontology annotation, molecular function: molecular adaptor activity; protein binding.